Messenger RNA from Funneliformis geosporum, 690 nucleotides. Lineage: Eukaryota; Fungi; Glomeromycota; Glomeromycetes; Glomerales; Glomeraceae. The record is from the annotation of a GenBank genome assembly.
AUGUUUAGCAAAAAACAUUUUAUUACUGAAAAUAUUCCUGAUUUGACCGGAAAAGUUGCCAUAGUUACAGGAGGCAACACUGGAAUCGGAUACAUCACCGCAAGAGAGUUAUCUCGUAAAAAUGCACAUGUAUUCAUUGCAAGUCGCAAUAAAGAACGUGGCGAAGGUGCUGUAGAAAAAAUUAAAAAAGAAACUGGAAAUGAUCAAGUAGAAUAUUUAAAUUUAGAUUUAGUUAACCUUAAAAAUGUAAAGAAAUCUGCUGAAAAUUUCCUUUCAAAAAAUUUGCCUUUACACAUUCUUAUCAAUAACGCUGGAAUUAUGGCAACCCCAUGGGCAUUAACUGAAGAUGGGAUUCAGGAUCAAUUUGGAGUGAACCACGUUGGACAUUUCCUAUUCACAAUGACACUUCUCUCUAAAAUUGAAGCUUCGGCACCUUCUCGAAUUGUUAACGUCAGCAGCACCGCUCACAAUUUUGCUCCGGCUGUAGGAAUUGAAUUUGACAAGAUUAAUCAAGACGCUGCGCAAUCAACUUGGCAACGCUACGGUACUUCAAAACUUGCCAACAUCCUUUUUACAGAAUCAUUAUCGAAACGACUUGAAGGCAAAGAAGUUUAUGUUAAUUCAAUUCAUCCAGGUAUAAUAAUUCAACAAAAAAAUAUAUUCCGUUUACAAAGACAAAGACAAUUGUAA